UUACACAUCUACCGAAGAUCACCACAUCACAUCCUUAUUUCAUUAAUCAUAAAACAAAAAUGAAAUUGUUCGUCGUAGUAUCCGCCCUUGUGGCAAUGACUUACGCAGCCCCGCAGUUCCAAUAUCAAACACAGCCUCAGUAUCAGAAUCAGGUGAUCCCGAUCAUCAGACAAACACAGGAGAUCAACCCUGAUGGAUCCUACCAAUACAGCUACGAAACUGGCAACGGUAUUGCUGCACAAGAACAAGGUUACCUGAAGAACCCUGGAAUCAAAGAUGCCGAGGCGCAGGUUGCUCAAGGUUCAUACAGCUACACAUCCCCUGAAGGUCUCCCAAUCUCAGUGAACUACAUCGCUGAUGAGAACGGUUUCCGUGCUGAAGGUGCUCAUUUGCCUACUCCUCCUCCCAUCCCUGAAGCGAUCCUUCGCUCCCUCCAAUACAUCCAAGCUAAUCCCCAACAACCCCAGAACCAAUACCAACAAGGGUUCCGCGGCUAACUUCCCUGUUUCUCUUCAAUAAAACUACCCACGCGAACUCAAGACUCACUUAUCCAAUGGCUCUUGGAAAGUAACAACUCAACGAUCUUCUAGUUAUAAGAAUAAAUGCUACUGUGAUGUAUUUUAAUUUUAUAAGAACGAGAAUAAAUUCAAAA
Molecule: messenger RNA, 652 nt
Organism: Nymphalis io (European peacock)
Lineage: Eukaryota; Metazoa; Arthropoda; Insecta; Lepidoptera; Nymphalidae
Gene: CPR32
Product: endocuticle structural glycoprotein SgAbd-2-like
Exons: 4
Coding region: 60-497 (145 amino acids)
Cellular component (GO): chitin-based extracellular matrix
Molecular function (GO): structural constituent of chitin-based larval cuticle
Source: RefSeq, a predicted model, not a curated record